Melitaea cinxia (Glanville fritillary) is the source of this 1023-nucleotide messenger RNA. RefSeq lists its product as uncharacterized. Bases 1 to 1023 code for a protein of 340 amino acids. The transcript is spliced from 7 exons. Lineage: Eukaryota; Metazoa; Arthropoda; Insecta; Lepidoptera; Nymphalidae. The record is from RefSeq and is a predicted model, not a curated record.
AUGUACGCAGCGGCGGGCGGCGCGUCGCUCGCGGGCCGAAAGGCGCGCCAACACGGCCGCCAGCCCGCGCCGCCGAGCCCGCACCCGCACAGCCCGGUCCACCCCGCGCCCACCGGCGUCCGCGCCUACUCCUGCCAGCACUGGGAGUCGCGGCUCCUCGCGCCCCCGCCCCGUACCCUCUCCGCCCUCGAGCCGCAGUCGCCAUGCGACGUCGUCGAGUGCGCAGCUGGGCGGGCGGCCUGGCAGGAGGCGGCGGCGCUGUCGGUGGGCGGCGGCGGCGCCGGCGCGGGCGGCGCGGCCCGCCGCUGCUCCGUGCUCGGCGACCACCCCGGCGCGAGGCGAGACCCACGCGGCAAGUGGCACCGAACCAAUCGGGUCCGAGAUGCAUCAUACGGUUCAUCGUCGGACUCAGAGGGAGAGGGGGAGGGCGCGAUCGGCGAGCCCUGGGGGGUCGCACGACUCCUGUACGCUGGACUCGCGAUACUCGCUCUUGGCCUCGUUGUGUAUUUCGUCGGAACUGGAGACAAGGGUUUCAAGACACCUGCACUUCGACUCGUGGGUCCAUCACUCAUCGUGGCGGGCCUUGCGUGCUGCUUGCUACGUAUUAUGUUCUGUAUAUUUGCCAAGCCUUGCUGCAGACGAAGGACCAACCACAAGGAGAGCAGAAGACUGUCCGGUUGCGUGGAAGGCGAAGAGAUGCCACUGGCGAGGUGCGGGAGCGCGCGAGCCGGCCCGGCGCAGUGCUCGCCCGCGAGGCGCCUCGACACGUCCUCCUGCGACGUGUCGAGCCUCUCCAGCGGAGAGGAAGACGAGCGUCUCCGAAGGUACCGCACGGCCAGCGCGACCACUACACAUCUACAACCGCAAACGGUGCAUGUGCAGCCGCCGAAGCCGCCCCCGCCGCAGCCGGCGGCGGGCCCGUCCGCGCCGCCCGGCGGCAAGCGGCCGCCGCCGCGCACCGUGUCGUUCGCGGGCGCGGCCGACGGCGAGCUCGUGCUCAGCCCCGCGCAGUUGCGCUCCUAA